Talaromyces marneffei is the source of this 1071-nucleotide messenger RNA. RefSeq lists its product as uncharacterized. Bases 1 to 1071 code for a protein of 356 amino acids. The record is from RefSeq and is a predicted model, not a curated record. The transcript has 3 exons. NCBI's taxonomy places the organism in Eukaryota, Fungi, Ascomycota, Eurotiomycetes, Eurotiales, Trichocomaceae.
AUGUCUACCACCGUAACUUCGACCAACAACACGCCAAAAACGAUACGUCUGACAAAUGGCAAAGACUUCACUUUCGUCUCCAAUGCCGCAACAACGGAGGAAUCGAUCCCCAUCAUCGACGUAUCGCGCAUGCAUAGUCCCGAUAUAGCGGACCGUCAGGCUCUUGCUGAAGAAAUACGAGAAGCUGCUCAUAGCAUUGGUUUCUUCUGCAUGACGAAUCAUGGUAUAGAUAUGAACUUGGCAUCGAAUGUGAUGGAGCAAGCUAGAGAGUUCUUCGCACUCCCAGAGGAAAAGAAAAUGGAAGUCAGUUCGGAGCUCAUUCCAGAUGAGUAUUGCGGAUACCAUGGGAUGUAUCGAUACAACCCAAACGGUUGGAAAUAUAGAGACUUGUAUGAGGCGUUCAACUGGAACUACAAUCCAGCCAAGGAUCCCGAAUACCCAGACCCUUCCACGCCACAGAUCAACCUGUGGCCCAAGGAUAUGCCAGAAUUCGAGGAAAAGCUCGGCGCCUACCAGACCGAGAUGAUCAGGUUUGCACGUCGUCUAACUCGCAUAUUUGCCUUAGCGCUUCACGUCUCUGAGGACUUUUAUGAUGAGCAUAUAAAGCGGCCAGAGGCCGGACUGCGAAUCCUUCAUUAUCCACAGCAAGAAGCAUGUCGAGACGAACAAAACGGUAUUGGAGCACAUACUGAUGUUGAGUUUUUUACCAUCAUCACCUCGGAUGCUGAGGGCCUCGAAGUACUAAGUAAAUCCGGACGUUGGAUCAAAGUCAAGCCUAUUCCAGGCUGCUUCGUGGUGAAUAUCGCCGAUUGCUUCAUGCGGCAGACGAAUGACUUCUUUGUGAGCACAGUUCAUCGGGUCAUCAACGAAAGUGAUAGAGAGAGAUACUCGCUGCCUUUCUUCUGGGGCAUAGAUCGGAAGACUCUCUUGAAUCCUAUCCCAACGUGUGUCAGCGAUGAUAACCCAAAUAAGUAUCCAGUCGUGACAGCUGGAGAGUAUUAUCUGUGGCGCACUAGAAAACAAAAGUGGUCCUGGAAGGUUGGUGAGAAUGGGGAUGAAGCGGCCAAAUAG